Messenger RNA from Nycticebus coucang (slow loris), 1151 nucleotides. Its product is annotated as putative exonuclease GOR. Gene Ontology annotation, molecular function: exonuclease activity; nucleic acid binding. The record is from RefSeq and is a predicted model, not a curated record. The coding region runs from base 1 to 648 and encodes 215 amino acids. Gene Ontology annotation, cellular component: nucleus. The transcript is spliced from 7 exons. Lineage: Eukaryota; Metazoa; Chordata; Mammalia; Primates; Lorisidae.
AUGUCAGUCCUCAGCGGCUUGGAAUCUCGAUACAGCUGUUGUGGAGGUGUCCUUGGAUCCCUCGGGUGUCAGGUCGCCAAGCUUCAUGUUCAUGACCAAAAAGAAAAUCUAGAGGGCUUUGUGAAGACUUUUGCCAAGGUCCUACCCGCUGAUGGUAAUCCUGGUGUGUUUGCAGUAAAUUGUGAAGUGUGCUAUACGGCCAAAGGUUUGGAACUUACUCGAGUGACAGUUGUUGAUUCCAGCCUCCACAUGGUCUACGAUACAUUUGUGAAACCAGAUGAGGAAGUCAUUGACUAUAACACCAGGUUUUCUGGUGUAGUUGAAGAUGAUUUGAAGAACACAACAACAUCAAUCCGUGACGUCCAAGCCAUCUUGUUGAGCCUUUUUAGUGCUGACACUAUAAUAAUUGGACAUAGCUUUGAAUAUAGUCUAUAUGCUCUUAAGUUAAUUCAUUCUUCACUCGUGGACACAUCACUUAUGUUUCCUCAUCGGCUGGGCUUGCCUUACAAAAGAUCCCUGAGGAGUCUAGCGGCAGAUUACCUGCAGAGAAUCAUUCAGGAUGACGGUCACAAAUCUACAGAAAAUGCAAAAGCUUGCAUGGAACUGGUCCUUUGGAAGGUAAAAGAAGACCUGAAAGGAAAGAAGUAGUCACUUUGCUCAAGAACUUCGCUGUACCAGGGACUCCUCUGGCUCCCACUGCUGGCAGUGGAGUUCCGUCUGGGGUUUCUUGACACUUCAGAGAGGAGGAGGAAGAAAAGAACUGUUGAGGUUUAUUUAUUACAUUUUAAAGGUUAUAUUUCCACAGUGAUUUCUCAAGUUGGGUCUGUGGGCAGAGGGAGGGGAUGAUGAGGAAUUAAGUUAGUUUGAAUUUUCAACUCAUCUCUGUAAGUAAUUUGCUUCCUCUUGUGAAUAACAGUGGAAAGCAGUUUGGAUUUGAAGCAGUGAGUCUAAUACUGUUUGCAAAGGUUGUUUCUCUCUUUAUACUUAAAACUAUCAUACUGCUUGGCGUUAAAAACAUCUUUACCUAACGAAAUUGGAACCACUUCCUUUAGAUCUCCUGUACAUAAAUAGAAGUAGAGGGUUUUGUUUUUUUUUCCUUUCUCACAAAAUAUAUGAAAGUAAAUGUAAACUUUUCACUCUGUUGACAUAAA